Molecule: messenger RNA, 1449 nt
Organism: Peronospora belbahrii
Lineage: Eukaryota; Oomycota; Peronosporomycetes; Peronosporales; Peronosporaceae
Source: the annotation of a GenBank genome assembly
AUGACAGCCCUGUCCGCUCACGUUGGGGCCACAUACGGUACUGCUGAAGUGCCAAAAACCUAUAACGUCAGUCCACGGCGCCGUUUAUCACAAUGGUACAUUAAUAUUGCCAUGAUCAAUUUUGUCGAAUUUGCGGCUGAAUCCUCGCGCGGUGUUGUAUUGGCCACGCUCUUUCUCUAUACCAAGUCGCUCGGUGGUGACCUGGCAUUUAUGGGUAUGCUAACGUCGCUCUUCUCAGUCGGAAGACUCAUCUCAUCUACAGUUUUUGGCUGGAUGUGUGAUCACUACUCAUUCCGUUCGGUCUACCUCGUGUCGUCGGGUAUUUGUCUCGUCGGGAAUCUCAUUUACGUCUUUGCCGACGAGCACGUGACCGGCAGCUUGACGGCCCUAGCUGUCAGUCGGUUUAUUGUAGGGUUCGGAGCUGGCAACCGCAGUGUCUGCCGCGCGGACGUGGCUUCAAUCACAACGAUUAAUCAGCGACUCACGUACUUGACGAUGCUGGCGACAGUUGUGUUUUUUGGCUACGCAUUGACCCCUGGACUUGGUAGUCUGGUGGCCAACACGGACUUUUUUGUUCUAGGUAUUCACUUGAAUAGGUUUACGUCGCCGGGCAUGAUCCUCGUGGUGUUCAAUGCAUUGACAAUCAUCGGCAUGCUGACUGUGUACGAUGAAUCAAUUGGUGCUCAAGAUGGACCGGUAGAGUCACCAAGGACGGCGUCGACAAACAACACUAUAAGUGAUCCGACAGUAAUGCCCGAGCGUAUUGUGCACAUUGGCGCUGCCGUGUUUAUCUUCCUAAAUUUCAACGCACGUGGCAUCUUGUCGGUAUUCGAGACUGUAAAUAUUCCGCUGUUCAUUUCAGCGACAGGCAGUGACAUAGAAAGCAUAAGUGCUGUGGUGGACGCAUCGAACUUUCAGUUUUAUCUGGGAUUGUUGGGCUUGCUAUCGUACUUUUCGAUCGAGUAUUUCCGUCACAGCCUCCGAGAUGUGAGUUGGGUGCAGCUUGGCUUUGUGAUGCUGCUGGCCGGUAAUAUAGUGCUCGUUGUGGCUCCCACGGACCUUUCGUUCCCACAGCUUGCGACUGCCGAAUUCCUGGUGUGGAGUGUCGGUUGCCCGAUUACGACUGCCGUGGUCCUUGCCGCAUUUUCAAAGUUGCUGGGUGGUCGGCCGCAAGGCACGCUCAUGGGUUUACUUGGUUCUGCGGCUUCCGUUUCGCGUAUCGUGUUACCACUUUUACCUGCCGCUAUUCCAACACUGACACCAGUGUUCUGGAUCAACAUCGUCCUGUGUGCGCUGAGUAUUGUGCUACUAUGGUGGUACAGUCGGUUGGUACAUAAGACUAAGAUAGCUAUGCUUGCUGACGUCGAGUAUGCCCUCCGGAUCGCGUCUCCCCCGAAUGACCCACGAUCUCCGCUUGGCUCAGACAAAGCGGAUUUUCCUGACAAGUAA